Messenger RNA from Haliotis rufescens (red abalone), 1242 nucleotides. RefSeq lists its product as uncharacterized. The transcript has a single exon. Gene Ontology annotation, cellular component: cytosol. Gene Ontology annotation, biological process: deoxyribonucleotide biosynthetic process. The record is from RefSeq and is a predicted model, not a curated record. NCBI's taxonomy places the organism in Eukaryota, Metazoa, Mollusca, Gastropoda, Lepetellida, Haliotidae. Gene Ontology annotation, molecular function: ribonucleoside-diphosphate reductase activity, thioredoxin disulfide as acceptor. Bases 1 to 1242 code for a protein of 413 amino acids.
AUGCCACCUUAUCAAACGAGCAUCAGUCAACAUUACUACGUGAACGUACGACCCCUCUCUGCUAUCACUGACGGUAGCCCUGUGGAAUUUCUUAUCUCUAACGGCGGAAGUGACUACAUAGAUCUGAGACGAACUCGUUUACAUGUCAAAUUGAGAGUCACUCAUGACGAUGGAAGCGUGCUGACUGAUAAAGAACACAUAGGGCCAGUCAACCUGUUCAUGCAAUCUCUCUGGUCUCAGGUGGCUGUGUAUCUGCAAGGACAGUUAGUCAGUUCCAACAAUGGUGGCUAUCCCUACAAAGCGGUCAUCCAAACGUUGCUUGGAUACGGUGCUGAAGCCAAAUGCAGUCAACUCCAAUCGCAGCUGUUUUACAAAGAUACCGGUGAGACUGCUGCUGACCUUGAUUCUACAAAUCCAUUGGGUGGAGGAAAUGAUGGUCUUUUCAAUCGAGCACAAUUUAUUGCUGGAAGCAAAACUUUAACCAUGUCGGGUCCGCUGUUGGAAGACGUGUUUAAGCUUAAUCGUCACUUUGUCAAUGGAGUCGAUGUCAGUAUCAAACUCUUCAGAUCCAGUCCACAAUUUACACUUAUGUCUGGAGCUAGUGACAAAGAGUACAAAAUAGAACUGCAAGACGUGUAUCUGAAAGUUUGCAAGCUGAGAAUGAAUAACGCACUGGUUCUGGCUCAUGCUAAACAGUUUGAGACUGCCAAUGCACUGUAUCCUUACAUGAAAACGAGCAUCAGACAAGCUAGUAUUAGUGCAUCACAGAUGGGAUACACCUUUGACAACUUAUUUCUAGAUCACUGUCCCACUCGCGUCGUUGUCGGUUUCGUCAGUGGGGAGGGCGUGAGCGGUUCUUACGCUCAAAACCCGUUCAACUUCCAGGGUUCAAUCAUUAAAACAGUGGAACUGUACCUAGAUGGGGUUAGUGUACCUGGUGGUUCGGUUGAGGCAGACGACAUAGAAGCCUUUGUCAACUUGUUUGAAGGAGCCAACACCUGGAGAGAGGACAGAGGCAACCAUAUAGAAAGAACAGAGUUUCAAAUCGGCAACGCCCUGUUCGUCUUCAAUUUAGAACCACUCUCUAUCGAUGAUAGUUAUCUAAACUUUAUCAAAUCGGGUAACCUCAGACUCGAAGUACAAUUCAAGACGGCUCUCACAAAGACACUCAACGCUAUAGUACUCUCUCAGUCACUUGCCCUUCUAGAAGUCGAUCAAACGCGUAAUGUGUUUAUCAAGUAA